AUGUCUCCGGGCCGCCUUGUUGUCCGCGGCGGCGCUUCGCUUCUCCUCCCGGGGCUCUGGCUCGUGUUUGCCGGCUUCGCCUUCACCGCUGGUUCAGAGCAUGCUGCCACUGCAGCGCUUCCCGCUGCAUUCUCAGACCUGUUACCUCACUUCCUGGUGGAGCCGGAGGACGAGUACAUUGUGAAAAACAAGCCGGUGACUCUGACCUGCCGCUCGACCCCGGCCACACAGAUCUACUUCAAAUGCAACGGCGAGUGGGUUCACCAAGACGACCACUUGAUUGAGAAAACUGUAGACCCGGCCACAGCGCUGCCAGUCAUGCAGGUGACAAUUGAAAUCACCAGACAGCAGGUGGAGAAGAUUUUUGGCCUUGAUGAGUACUGGUGUCAGUGUGUCGCCUGGAGCACCACUGGAACCCAGAAGAGUCAGAAAGCAUACAUCAGGAUUGCUUACCUGAGAAAGAACUUUGAGGAGGAGCCGCAGGGCAAAGAGGUGGCAUUGGACCAGGAGGUGUUGCUGCGCUGCCAUCCCCCCGAGGGAGUGCCACAAGCUGAGGUGGAGUGGCAAAGAAACGAGGAUUUGGUCGACCCAGCAAGCGACCCCAAUUAUUUCAUCACGACCGACCACAAUCUCGUCAUCAAAAAAGCACGCCUUGCAGACACGGGCAACUACACGUGCGUGGCCAAAAACAUUGUCGCUCGCCGCAAAAGCAACUCUGCCACGGUUCUCAUCUAUGUCAACGGCGGCUGGUCCACGUGGACCACUUGGUCGUCCUGCAGUGCUGUGUGUGGGCGUGGCUGGCAGAAGAGGAGCCGGAGCUGCACCAAUCCUACGCCGCUGAACGGAGGCACGUCCUGCGAGGGGCAGAACGUCCAGAAAAGUGCCUGCGUGGCCACCUGUCCAGUGGAUGGAGGCUGGAGCGAGUGGAGCAAGUGGUCGGCGUGCGGCGCAGAUUGUUCGAUGUGGAGGAGCAGGGAGUGCACCCAGCCCUCGCCCGGCACCGGGGGCAAAGACUGCCAGGGGCUCGACCUCCAGUCUAUAAACUGUACCAGCGAGCAGUGCCCACAGACCGUCAGCGGAGCCGAGGAUGUGGCGCUCUAUGUGGGGAUGGUGGCGGUGGCCCUCUGUCUGACCUUGCUGCUCAUCGUGGUCGUCCUGGUCUACCGGCGCAAGAAGGAGGGCCUGGAUGCUGACGUGGCGGACUCAUCCAUCCUCACCACUGGCUUCCAGCCUAUGGGCAUCAAGCCCAGCAAGCCAGGUGUGUGGGCGCCACGGCCACGCAGGCCACCCCACAGCAAGAACUCCCAUUUGCUAACCAUCCAGCCUGAUCUGACAACCACCACGACCAGUUACCAAGGCACCCUGCGCUCACGUCACGAUGCCGCCGGGAAGUUUUCGAUGACCAACGGGCCUCUGCUGGACCCGCUACCCAACGGCUCACACACGCUGCACAACGGCAAGCUGAACCCAGACCCUGCUGAGUUUGUAAGCAGGCUGUCCACCCAGAGCUACUUUAAAACACUCCCCCGGGAUGUGGCCAACACAUCCUACGGGACCUUCAACUUCCUGGGUGGGAGACUGACGAUCCCCAACACAGGAAUCAGUCUGCUCAUUCCUCCCGAGGCCAUCCCCAGAGGAAAGAUCUAUGAGAUUUAUCUCACUGUUCAGAGGAAGGAAGAUUUAAGGUUGCCCCUGGCCGGCUGCCAGACCCUCCUGAGCCCCGUUGUGAGUUGUGGUCCUCCAGGGGUCGUCCUGAGCCGGCCGGUUAUCCUCAGCAUGGACCACUGCUUUGACGCAUGCCUCGAUAACUGGGCCGUCCGCCUCAAGAAGCAGAACUACGAGGGCGCCUGGGAGGACGUCCUGUUGAUGGGGGAGGAGCUGGUGUCGGAGCCUUAUUACUGCCAGCUCGAGGCCGAGACGUGCCGGCUGUUCUCCGAGCAGCUAGGAACGUUCGCUCUGGUGGGGGAGUCUCUGCACAUGGGAGCAGCCAAGCGCCUCAGACUGGUGCUCUUCUCAGACGCAUAUUGCUCCACACUGGAAUACAAUGUCAGGGUGUACUGCAUGGAUGACAUACAGGACGUCUUCAAGGAGGUGAUGCAGAUGGAGCGGCAGCUCGGGGGCCGGCUGAUCGACGAGCCCCACGUCCUGCUUUUCAAAGACAGCUACCACAACCUGCGCCUGUCCAUCCACGACAUGCCCCAGGCGCACUGGAGGAGCAAGCUGCUUGCCGGCUACCAGGAGAUCCCGUUCUACCACAUCUGGAAUGGUUCCCAGCGGUACCUGCACUGCACGUUUACUCUGGAGCGGCUCAGCCUCGGCACCUGCGAGCUCACCUGCCAGCUGUGCGUGUGGCAGGUGGAGGGGGAGGGGCAGAGCUUUGCCCUCGACUUCAACAUCGCCAAGGACACUCGAGCGUUGGACUCCGAGUUUCUGUUAAGGGACAAUAAUGCGACAGCCCUGGCGGGACCCAGCGCCUUUCAGAUCCCGUACCUCAUCAGGCAGAAGAUCUGCAGCAGCCUGGACGCCCCCUGCCCCAACGGAGCCGACUGGAGAAUGCUGGCACAAAGACUCAAACUGGAAAGACACAUGAGUUUCUUUGCAUCCAAAGCGAGCCCGACCUCUGUGAUCCUGGACCUGUGGGAGGCGCAGCAUUUCCACAGCGGCAACAUCAACCAGCUGGCCGCGGUCAUGGCUGACAUCGGCAAACAGGAAGCCAUGAUAUUCCUGGUCUCCGAUGGCGAGUGCUAACCCAGAAACGGGGACAGAGGACACAGCAAACGUGCCGGAACUAAAAACAGCAGCAGGAAACGAAAUGCAGCGCUGUCCCAAUGUCCCGUUUUCCUUCACUUUAGAUGUUAAACCCUUUAUCCUUUCAGAGUAAAAGGCUUCAAACGACGGAUUGAAUUGUGGGUAAGAAUUGAGAUGUGUAU
This is a messenger RNA of Nematolebias whitei (Rio pearlfish), 2930 nucleotides long. It is a transcript of the gene unc5a, whose product is annotated as unc-5 netrin receptor A. Gene Ontology annotation, biological process: netrin-activated signaling pathway; anterior/posterior axon guidance. Gene Ontology annotation, cellular component: membrane. The transcript has 16 exons. The coding region runs from base 1 to 2748 and encodes 915 amino acids. The record is from RefSeq and is a predicted model, not a curated record. Gene Ontology annotation, molecular function: protein binding; netrin receptor activity. NCBI's taxonomy places the organism in Eukaryota, Metazoa, Chordata, Actinopteri, Cyprinodontiformes, Rivulidae.